AUGCCGACCGAGAACUACGACAUCGUUAUUGUAGGUGCCGGUCCUGUAGGUCUCCUACUGUCGACCUGCCUUGCAAGAUGGGGCUACAAGAUCAAGCACAUCGACAUGCGACCCGAGCCGACACUCACUGGUAGAGCUGACGGCAUCCAACCACGAUCACUCGACCUCCUCCGUAACAUGGGCCUCAAGCGCGCAAUCAUGGCUCACGAGCCUGCAAAGGUCUACGAGGUUGCUUUCUGGGAUCCUGCAGAGCAGAGCAAGGGUAUUCACCGUACUGGCACAUGGCCCUCAUGUCCUAGUUUCCUCGACGCUCGCUACCCCUUCACCACCCUGCUCCACCAAGGCCUGAUCGAGCGCGUCUUUAUCGCCGACAUGGAGAAGUACAACGUCAAGGUCCAGAGACCGUGGAGGAUCACAGGAUUCGAGAACGAUGGCAAAGACAAGGAAUACCCGGUCGAAGUCAAGAUCGCACACGUCGAUGGCAAGGAGCAAGAGACAGUCCGAGCGAAAUACCUCUUCAGUGGUGAGGGUGCCCGCAGUUUCAUUCGCGAACAGCUCAAGGUCGGCAUCACACACAAGGAUCCCAUUACGCACGUCUGGGGUGUCAUGGAUGGUGUCGUGCGCACAAACUUCCCUGACAUUAAGAUGAAGUGCACAAUCCACUCCGAUGCUGGAUCCAUCAUGGUCAUUCCUCGCGAGGACAACAUGGUCCGUCUCUACAUUCAGAUUGCUUCAUCAACAGACAAAGACUGGAACCCUCGCAAGCAAGCGACAGAGCAAGAAGUUCAAGAGGCAGCUAAGAAGAUCUUGAAGCCUUAUGAAAUUGAGUGGGACCGUGUUGAGUGGUUCUCGGUCUACCCUAUCGGUCAAGGUAUCGCAGACCGCUACACUCUCGACGAACGUGUCUUCAUGGGCGGCGACUGCUGCCACACCCACUCUCCCAAGGCCGGUCAGGGCAUGAAUACUGCAUUCUUGGAUGCCCAAAACCUGGCAUGGAAAAUUCACCAUGUCGAGAGCGGCUUCGCGGACCGUUCUAUCCUCAAGUCUUACGAGUCCGAGCGCAAGUUGAUCGCAGAGAAUCUUCUCAACUUCGACAACGCAUAUGCCAAGCUAUUCUCACAACGUCAGCCUAGUGCUGGUGAGGUCAGCUCAGCAACGCAACAGAAUGGCGAGAAGCAGGUCGAGGAGAACGAGUUCAUCAAGAUGUUCAAGUCUUCUUGCGAGUUCACCUCGGGCUACGGUGUUGCUUACAACCCCAACAUUUUCAACUGGUCAAAGAAUCACCCGGCCAAGUCACCACUCUUCCUCUCCAACGAGGACAAGACCACCACGCAACGCACCGGGCGUAUCUUGACAAAUGCUACCGUCACAAGAGUAGCGGACGCCAACGUCGUUCAUCUCGAGCAGGAGAUCCCUCUCAACGGCAGCUGGCGCAUCUACCUCUUUGGCGGUGAACCAAGCAGGACUAAGCGUGCCAUCUCAGACUUUGCCGCCGGUCUGUCGAAGAAGGGCUCAUUCUACAGCACCUUUGGUCACCUCAACAUCGGCCAGGUUUCCUACCACGAAAAGCACAACCCUCACAGUCUCUUCUUCACCAUCAACACCAUCUUCAAUGCUAAGCGCCCCGAGAUUGAGAUUAGAUCAUUGCUUCCCGAGGUUCUCGCUCGCUACUUCGACCACGUCUAUGCCGAUGACAUCUGGGACCAGAAGGUUCCUGACGCCAAGGCUGCUGCUCACGCGAAGAUGGGUUUGUCACAAGAAGANGGUGGUGUUGUGGUUGUCCGUCCUGAUGGAUAUGUUGGUUGUGUCGUCAAGCUUGUCGAGGGUACUGGCACUGUUGAUGCUCUCAACAGCUACUUCUCAACCUUUACUUCCAAGAAGGUCGGUGGUGCUGACAGAGCAAGUUUGUGA
Messenger RNA from Aureobasidium vineae, 1911 nucleotides. NCBI's taxonomy places the organism in Eukaryota, Fungi, Ascomycota, Dothideomycetes, Dothideales, Saccotheciaceae. The record is from the annotation of a GenBank genome assembly.